GGCAUCCUCGUUCUUCGUUCUUCGUUCUUCGUUCCUCGUUCCUCUCCUGGUAAUCCGCUCACAAGAAAACCAUCAAGAAUCCAAACCCCUCGCCCUUCGAUCGAAACCCUAGAGGGAGCCGUAAAUGCGACAAUUCAUCGUGUUAGGGAUUCGAAGAUCUCGCCAUUGAUCCGAUUUUUGUGAGCUUGCACCGUCUCGAAUGGCGUCGCCGGAGCCCACGCCGACGCGCUACCGCGUUGGGUAUGCGCUGGCCCCGAAGAAGCAGCAGAGUUUUAUCCAGCCGUCCUUGGUCUCCCUCGCCGCCUCCCGCGGGAUCGACCUCAUCGCCAUCGAUCCAUCGGUCUCCUUGUGCUCCCAGGGCCCCGUCGACCUCAUCAUCCACAAGCUCUCUACCACCGAGUGGAAGUCCCAGCUCGAGAUGUUUGUUCUUGAAAACCCUUACACCCCCGUCAUCGACAGGCUUGACGCUAUCGAGCGCCUCCACAACCGCAUCUCCAUGCUCCAGGCCGUGUCCGACCUCCGGAUCCCUCAGAAGGACGAGACCUUUGGAAUCCCCAAGCAGAUCGUGAUCUAUGAUUCCGCUUCUCUCUCUGAUCCCGCGGUGAUCGAAACCCUAAAAUUCCCGGUGAUCGCGAAGCCGCUGAUCGCCGAUGGGAGCGCGAAGUCGCACAAAAUGUCACUCGUAUUCCACCGCGAGGGCCUUCUCAAGCUGAAACCUCCUAUUGUGCUUCAGGAAUUCGUGAACCACGGAGGCGUCAUCUUUAAGGUCUACGUCGUCGGUGAUUACGUUCAGUGCGUGAAGCGGAAGUCACUGCCGGAUGUAUCCGAGGACAUAUCAGAGCAUUCUGAGGGCUCGGUAUCUUUCUCGCAGGUGUCGAACCUCGGGGGUUCGCAGGACCAGGACUUUGAGACAACACAUUUGGAGGAGGCUGAGAUGCCGCCGAUGGACUUCAUAACUGAUAUUGCCAGGGGACUUGGAAAGGCCUUGGAGCUUCAUCUCUUUAACUUUGAUGUGAUUAGGGAUGCCAAGAUUGGGAACCAUUAUCUUGUCAUUGAUAUCAAUUACUUCCCUGGGUAUGCCAAGAUGCCAGGCUAUGAAGAGGUCUUGACAAAUUUCUUUUGGAACCUUCUUCAUGAGAAGAAAGCUGAUGAUGCAGAUAAAAAGAAAAAAAUUGUGAGCAUCAACCAUGGUGUAGUUGCAGGAGAGAAGGAGAACGUGGGCUGAUUGAUGGUGUCAAGAUCUUGACAGAGCUUUGCUUGCUGUUCUUUUUUUGGCGCCCCGUCUUCCUUUCUUUCAUUUGAUGCUAGGAAGGUAUGUUUCUUGCGCUCUUCAUCGUGGUUAGGAUGAGUGGAGCAUUCUGCAUGUGCUUUUGUGAGGAGUGGUUCUUGUGAUGCCUGCUGAAUGAAUGGGUUGGAUUGUUGGAGGUUUAAUGUCAGCAUUCUGGUCAAUGAUUUCAAAGGCUGAAAGGGUGUAUAGUCUUCCUUUUCUGCAUGAGAUAGAUAUAACCUUUGAAUUUUUCUUCUUCAUUUUGGUUAUGGAAUAGCUAGGAUUCAAGGAAGGCUUGUUGUUUAAUUUAACUCCAAAUGGCUUGUGUAGUUUCAAACUGAUGAGUUAGUCUAAUCUUCUGCCAAUUUGGCAAUUCUUAGUGCA
This is a messenger RNA of Dioscorea cayenensis subsp. rotundata (Guinea yam), 1651 nucleotides long. RefSeq names its product inositol-tetrakisphosphate 1-kinase 5. Bases 200 to 1225 code for a protein of 341 amino acids. The transcript has a single exon. Gene Ontology annotation, molecular function: ATP binding; inositol-1,3,4-trisphosphate 6-kinase activity; magnesium ion binding. NCBI's taxonomy places the organism in Eukaryota, Viridiplantae, Streptophyta, Magnoliopsida, Dioscoreales, Dioscoreaceae. Gene Ontology annotation, cellular component: cytoplasm. The record is from RefSeq and is a predicted model, not a curated record. Gene Ontology annotation, biological process: inositol trisphosphate metabolic process.